This is a messenger RNA of Salmo salar (Atlantic salmon), 4268 nucleotides long. Its product is annotated as notch-regulated ankyrin repeat-containing protein A. Gene Ontology annotation, molecular function: protein binding; enzyme inhibitor activity; phosphatase regulator activity. NCBI's taxonomy places the organism in Eukaryota, Metazoa, Chordata, Actinopteri, Salmoniformes, Salmonidae. The record is from RefSeq and is a predicted model, not a curated record. Gene Ontology annotation, cellular component: cytoplasm.
CCACCCUUGCCAGAUGAACUGAGGCGGCUCCAGGAUCCUGCAGGCAAGAGGGGAAAAUCACAAGAAGAACCAACCUGCCCAGAUUCAACUGCAUUUUAUUCACCUUGUUUGGAGAUAACGAUACCGUGGCCCUUCUUCCAGAAUACCUACAGAAGAAAAGUUUCAACAGUCGCUCUGCUCCAUCUCUGCUCCAUAGCAUAUACUACCUGUUGCUGCUAGUAACGAAGGAGGGGAAGAGAGGGAGACGACACCUUGCGACACUUGGAUCUCUUAUAAACACACUUUGUAGGGAGUUGGAUUUCGCAACCUUUAAUCUUUUGCACACCAAGUGUGUUAUUUUGUCUAUGUCCAUUUUGGGAUAUUAGUGGUUUUAUCAUAUCUAUAGUAUACACGUUUUUAAAGUGCCUUACGACUGAUAUUAAUCCAGUAUUUGGGCAGUAUUCCAACACCAGAGACUCAACCAGUGACUAUCACAUAGAAAGGCACAGGAUCUGUCUCUAAAUCCCGGUUUCACCAUGAGUCAAGGGAAUGUAUCAACUUGCUCUGCGCCUCAGAUCGUUUUCCAAGAGGCGGUGAAGCAAGGCAACACAAAGGAACUUCACUCGUUGCUCCAGAACAUGACAAACUGCGAAUUCAAUGUCAACUCCUUCGGGCCCGAAGGACAGACGGCGUUGCAUCAGUCAGUCAUCGACGGGAAUCUCGAACUUGUAAAACUGCUGGUGAAAUUUGGAGCCGAUAUAAGAUUGGCGAACAGGGAAGGGUGGAGUGCCUUACACAUUGCCGCUUUUGGAGGACACCAAGACAUAGUCCUAUACCUCAUCACUAAGGCAAAGUACUCCUCUGGUGCACGGUGAUCUGCUACACUGCUGUCAGGUAAACACACGGAAAGCCAGGCUCUUGUAAAUUAGCGUUUCGAUCUAUAGUUGUGCCAAAUUAUAGCCUACAAAACACAGUAACUUCCCUUUCAUCAAAACCAAACGGGGGUCUCACUCGUGAGUCGAACACCACAUGGUUCUUGUAUCCGCUUCAGCAUAAAAAAAAACGCCAUUUUGGUGGGUUGGUACUAAAGCUUUUUCCUUGAACGUGUAUAAUAGAUUGGGACGUAUAAAAUAACUAAGCCAGUGUUUGGGUCCCGAGACCUGAUAGCAGCCUAGUUUUACGCAGCGAUAGACUUUCUAUAUUUUUUGUCGCGGUUACAUUGAAACACUUCUUUAUUGGGCUUCGUAUUGAGGUGUCGACCUGUAGCUGCGGUGGUCACUUGUAGGACCCUUUUAAAUGAUUUUCUAUACUAAAAGAUGGCACUUGUUGCUGUGGCUGCAUGCUGGAAUAUAUGAAAGGGAAGAAAAGGUGAACACGGGAAAUGAAGGCCAUCCUGUAUUUGGCUAUAAUGUCUUUUUUAAAUUAUAGGAUUUGAUCUAUUUCAAAGAGCAGCAUUAUUAGGACUAUAUAUAUAUACCCAACUGGCAUUUCCAGAUGUGUAAUCAUUGUAACAACUAUUGACUUAAUGUUGUUAAGUACUUUACACAAUAGCUUUACUUUGUUUCUUUAUAAUAAAAGUAGCUAAAUGCGCCCUGCCUUCUUCGAGCAGGCUGCUGGCAUGUAUCAAUGUCUUUUCAGGCCAGUGCGACCGCAGUGUCAAUGGUUAAUGUGAUAUAAACCGCUGCUUUCGCUUUGUAUCAAAACGUCAGGAAAGUGGCAUUUGGAAUUCACUUUAAUCUCCUUUCAGUAUUUUAACGAACAGCACCCUGGUCAUCAGUGUGAAUACAGGCUGGGUUCUAUUUAUGAAGGUACAUUGACAAGAUGCAUUUUGAAUAUUCUGUGGUUAUUCUUAUCAAAUCUGUUACGUUUAAGAAUAUUUAGGGUGACUUAUAAAGCUGCUUCAGACUCUAUGCUUAUCAUAGUAUAAACUAUCCUGUGUGGAGACCCCAUGUCACAAUAAGCCUAAAUUUGACCUACCUAAAGAGAGACUCUUCUUUGUCCCUCAUUAACUUGUUGUUUGGUUUUCUUUGCCAACUACCUCGACUGUAAAGUAUUCAAAAACAUUGGACUCUUGCUCACUCCACAACACUCCAGUAUGGGGAGUCCCACACAUCCUCUAGCACAGUGGUUCCCAACCGUUUCAGGUUACUGUACCUGAAGUACCCCCUGUGGAUAGGCCAAGAACACCCAGGGGUCCUAGUACCCCUGGGUGGGGACCGCUGAUCUAGCCUAUCCCCAAGCCUGUCUAUAGGCCAAAAUAAUGCUCAUACCCACACAGACAUUUUAACUAAGUUAUUUUAGCAGUAGGCCCCAAGCCAAUGUUAUUCAACCCAGUGAUAUAGGCUAGGAGACAACUAUGGUGUUUCUUCUGCAAAGCAAUAAUGUCUAUUUCAUAUUAAUCAAGCCUGUUUCUUAUCAUCAUCUGGUAUUCAUUUAUUUCCCACACUACAACCAAACUUUAAUCUGACAAGCAAAGCGUUUUUUUUGCCUUUCUGUAAAGGUAUGGUUGCAAACACACAUUGCCUAUUUUUUUAUUUUUUUUAUUUUUAUGCAUUAUAUAGUCAUUCUGUUUGAAGUUUCUAUUUAGUCACAAAAAUUGCAUUUUAUUGCCUGACUUAUAAAUGCAGGAAGUUUUAUUGCACAAAAUGCAGAGCCUUUUACGCCCCCUGGUGCCUGUCCGGGUGACUGCAGGAGUUGAGGCUCAGAAAUAGUUACUACUGAGCAGUAAAAACAUUUUAUUACUGUCAUGUUAUGAUGACUAACAUCUACAUGACUAUUGCAGGAUAUAUAUAUAUAAUAAAACAAAUGGUUUAAACUGCCUGCUGCAUUUUGAAAGUCAUGGCACCCUAAUGUUUGUUUCAAUGCUGCUUGUAUGUUUUAUAUUUGAUUUUACUCAAUGGCCAACAGUAAGUGAAAGACAAAUAUCUGAUAGCAUCACAGUCAUUCAAUGAAAAUCCCUGUGUGUGUGUGUGCACAUGCGUGCAUGAAUGAAUGUAUGUGUAUAUAUGUCUGUGUGUGCUGCAUUCAUCUGACUGUUGUUUGCUGAGUGAGUUGAGCUGUGUUCCCCUUCCCUGGCCUGUGUGUGGCCUGCUCCUCUCCUCGAGUGUGUGGCCUGCUCCUCUCCUCGAGUGUGUGGCCUGCUCCUCUCCUCGAGUGUGUGGCCUGCUCCUCUCCUCGAGUGUGUGGCCUGCUCCUCUCCUCGAGUGUGUGGCCUGCUCCUCUCCUCGAGUGUGUGGCCUGCUCCUCUCCUCGAGUGUGUGGCCUGCUCCUCUCCUCGAGUGUGUGGCUUUAUGUUUGCAACUGGGGGUUUUCCCUCCCUACAAUAAGGAGAGACACAAGGGAUUAAGGACUGUCCUUCCAUGUACCUGGAAAAGCAAACUAAAGCGAUUAGAAAGAAACAUCAAGAAUAGAUUGUUAUUAGCGGAACAAAAAAAAUAUGCAUCGCUUGUCUUAAACCUGAUAUUUUUUAUAUAUAUGUAUGUAUAUAUAUAUAUUUUAAAUAUUGCACUGACUGUUGUUGAUUAAGUUGGCUUUUUAUCAAGUCAAAUUGUAUUGUUUUUCCGAAUAGAAAAAAAAAAGGAACACAACAAAAUACUAUUGUAUAAAAACAACUCCAGGCUGUAAUGUUUUGUGUGUUAACUUUGUGAAACAUUGUGUUAAGGCAAAGAUUGUUUGAAUCUUUGUGAUCGGGUAUGUGUUUAUAUACAGUACCAGUCAAAGGUUUGGACAACACCACUCAUUCAAGGGUAGGUGUAAAAAACAUAAUAAAGAAAACCACUGGAAUGAGUAGGCGUGUCCAAACCUUUGACUGGUACUGUAUAUAUAUAAUAUGCUGAAAUAUCUUGGAGCACUUUCUUUUCUGAAGUGCUGCCUCCCUCCUGUUGUUAUGAAAGGGGAAAAAUACAUUUGAUGGUAAGAUCAUUGUUACAAAAAAAAUUGCACAGCAUAUGGUUGUUCUACUCAAGUGUCAUAACAUUUAUGGCCCGAGAGAGGACGACUGGAUAGGUGUAAAUGAAUGAGAGAAAGUGCUGACGUUUUUUAAUUUUUUUGGGGGGGGGGCAUGUUCUGUUUUCAUUUUGCUUUUUUUCGAGCGAAACAAAAACAAAUGUCUGAGUUUAAUGAUUGAUGCUGAAGUUCCAUGGUGUUUUCAUUUUGGGUUUUCUUGUUUUUGUUCUGUAUUUUGUUUUUGAACGUUUGUAACACUGUGAUCAUGAUGUGUGUUGAGAAAAUGAGUGCUGUAAUAUUUUUGUACGUUUGUGUACAAGCCAGUAAAAAAAAUCUUUAAACUC